Formica exsecta is the source of this 1884-nucleotide messenger RNA. RefSeq lists its product as uncharacterized. The coding region runs from base 397 to 1098 and encodes 233 amino acids. Lineage: Eukaryota; Metazoa; Arthropoda; Insecta; Hymenoptera; Formicidae. The record is from RefSeq and is a predicted model, not a curated record. The transcript is spliced from 7 exons.
GAAUUGGAGCGCGAGUCCGAUCUCGCGCGCGUGAAGUCACAUCUUUUUUUACGAUCGAGUUUUCGACAUAAUAAUACGUAAUAUACAACGUAAUAAUAAAUCGACGUCCGAUUGACUGAAGCGCUUCCUUUUUUUAGUUUUUUGAGCCGCUCGCUGACGUGUGAAUGGGAUAGAAUUAUAAUCCUGAGGGAAGAAAAGAUGGUUUAGGCCCAUAAACAAGUCUCUUUCGAUUAUUUUAAGAAUGUACACAUCACUUCGGCAUUCGGUCGAUGGGACGCGAUACUCAUCGUAAUAGUAAACGUGGCCGAACGAUCGUGAUCAGUGUGUACAAAUAUUUUUGAUUCAACCGCAGAGGACACAUUACGAACGACAUUCCUUGAUAAGAUCGAGUCAAUUAUGACGCGCGAAAAAAUACCUACAAUUUUCGAACGUUUUCAGAUUUUUAUGGAGGACGAAAUGGGACCGGGCAAGCUGAUUACCUAUGGGAUCGCUAGCUCCGGUUUAUUCGUUGCUCUAUACAGGAUUAGACCUUUCGCAAAAUUUAAGAAACCGUCCGAUGUCCCAUCUCAUUUCUUGCAAUCACGAGUUCCACUCCAAGGCACUGUAAUGCGUGUGGAACCGAGUCAUGGUGCUCUACUAAUGGUCAAUCAUCAACCCUUAUUGCCUUUUCUUAAUUUUAAUAAUAAUUAUUUACCUGUAAAAAUCAGUGGCGUUAACAUUACGGGUAAUGGUAUAAGUUGGUUGCAAUGUGUAGUCAGUGGAAAACAUAUAACAUUUAUACCUAUAGUCAAAGAAAAGCAAUAUCUGGAAUGUAUAGUUGCAAUGUCACAGAAAGAUCAAGACUCGUUGAAGAUUGGCGAGGAGUUAAUCAAAUUAGGCCUAGGUACAAUACAUGAACCUUGGAUAAAGUUAAAGGAUAAACCUAUACUAGCAUACAAAAAAUCUUUAACAAGUGCACAAAAGUGGGCAGUACUUAGAAGAAAUGGAUAUUGGUAUUUUAUUAAACAGCCAACAGUUCUGUGGAAAGUGCAAAUGUUUUUAAUUGAUAAAAUGAAGAUGUUGUUACCUACUUACAUAGUAAGAUGGCUUGAUCUUUAAAAGUAUUGGCUUUUGAUAAUAAAUGUAUAUAUAUAUUUUUUAUCAUAGGUAUAUAUUUCAAUAGCUCACAUUUCAAUUUUCUUCAAAAGAAUAUUGUGUGUAUACUUAAGGUUUUUUUUUUUAUAAUAAAAAUUAUUUUAAUAAUUUUCAACGUGUUUCAUUAAGAGGAUGUUCAUAUUAACAUUCAGAUAAAACAUAAGUUUAUAGAUUCCAGUAAAAAUAAAUUUUUACAUCUCUUUUUAAAUUUUCUGCCUCGAGCUCUCUUUUUGAAUAUCACAAUUUGUUUCAUACAAAUUUGAUAAAAAUUUGUUUUUAUUUAUAUAAUUUUGCUAAACUAUAGAAUUCUUAUAAUUAUCAUACAUUUCACACCUGACACCAUAUAACAUAUAUAAUAAAGUUAUUAUAAUUCAUAUUUGCCAUCCCACACACACAACUUAACAAAAAUAUUCAUUAUCAGUCCUUUAUCAUAUAUCAGUAUCAUUCCGAGAUUUAUUCAGUUAUGCAUAACUUACAUAAAUUGUGUUCUUGUGAAUAUUUUCGAUAUAUUGUAAAUGAAGAUAUAAAAAUAAUAAGCAUAAACUUAAUUCAAGAUUGUUUAUUGCACAAAUAGAAAUGCAAAAUAAAACUUAGAUAAUUUAAUAUAUUAUUAACUCUUUCUUAUAGAUUUAUGUUACUGGUUUAAUUAUUUUAAUAUAAUCCUAAUAUUCGAGUCUGAAAUUGAAAGACGAAAGAUAGAAGUAAUGCUCACAAAGCAACUAACGCCGCGAAAAAAAAAAGAACAAAAAA